This is a messenger RNA of Knipowitschia caucasica, 879 nucleotides long. The record is from the annotation of a GenBank genome assembly. NCBI's taxonomy places the organism in Eukaryota, Metazoa, Chordata, Actinopteri, Gobiiformes, Gobiidae.
AUGGGUCUAGAGCACAGCUGGGAUCCUCCUCUGUCCCCAUCGGCUCAGACCCCGGUCCUGCCAAACACAGACAGCAGCAGAAAUCACACUGAUCCUGGGAUUGGCUACAGCAGGAGGUCACGAGUCAGGAGGGAGGAGGUCCUACAGCAGGAGGUCAGGAGUCAGGAGGGAGGAGGUCCUACAGCAGGAGGUCAGGAGUCAGGAGGGAGGAGGUCCUACAGCAGGAGGUCAGGAGUCAGGAGGGAGGAGGCUCUGCACCAGGAGGUCAGGAGUCAGGAGGGAGGAGGCUCUGCACCAGGAGGUCAGGAGUCAGGAGGGAGGAGGUCCUACAGCAGGAGGUCAGGAGUCAGGAGGGAGGAGGCUCUGCACCAGGAGGUCAGGAGUCAGGAGGGAGGAGGCUCUGCACCAGGAGGUCAGGAGUCAGGAGGGAGGAGGUCCUACAGCAGGAGGUCAGGAGUCAGGAGGGUGGAGGUCCUACACCAGGAGGUCAGGAGUCAGGAGGGAGGAGGUCCUACAGCAGGAGGUCAGGAGUCAGGAGGGUGGAGGUCCUACACCAGGAGGUCAGGAGUCAGGAGGGAGGAGGUCCUACAGCAGGAGGUCAGGAGUCAGGAGGGAGGAGGCUCUGCACCAGGAGGUCAGGAGUCAGGAGGGAGGAGGCUCUGCACCAGGAGGUCAGGAGUCAGGAGGGAGGAGGUCCUACAGCAGGAGGUCAGGAGUCAGGAGGAGGUUCUACAGCAGGAGGUCAGGAGUCAGGAGGGAGGAGGUCCUACAGCAGGAGGUCAGGAGUCAGGAGGGAGGAGGAGGUCCUACAGCAGGAGGUCAGGGGUCAGGAGGGAGGAGGAGGUCCUACAGCAGGAGGUCAGGAGUCAGGAGGGAUGA